Messenger RNA from Phodopus roborovskii (desert hamster), 4843 nucleotides. RefSeq names its product neurite extension and migration factor (gene Nexmif). Gene Ontology annotation, cellular component: nucleus. Bases 126 to 4667 code for a protein of 1513 amino acids. Gene Ontology annotation, biological process: negative regulation of cell-cell adhesion mediated by cadherin; negative regulation of neuron migration; negative regulation of cell-matrix adhesion. The record is from RefSeq and is a predicted model, not a curated record. The transcript has 4 exons. Lineage: Eukaryota; Metazoa; Chordata; Mammalia; Rodentia; Cricetidae.
AAAAACCUGUAGAUUACCUACCACCAGUACCAGUUUCCUGGUUGAUUGCUCGUUUUCCACUGUGACAGCUGUGCCCAGGUUGGACGACAUUUGAAAUUGGGAUGAAACAGUAAGAGGCUACCUUCAUGGAUAACCAACAAGAUAAAGUUAUUGCUGCCUCAGCAAAUGGAGAAAACAUUCUGAUUAAUGGUGUCAAAGAAAAUGACUCAGAGGACCAGGAUGUGGCAAUGAAGUCAUUUGCAGCUCUAGAAGCUACUACACCAACACAACCUAUACCAGUGGUACAAAAAGAGCCCCCAAUGUUUCCUAGGGGUCUCCUUCCUCUGCCAUCUAAGAAGCCAUGUGUGCAGAGCCCUCCAUCUCCUUUGGGCCUGAUUGAAGCACCUGACCAUUCUGCUAAUAGUGCUUCUGUGAAUGCCAUCUCCCUCACAUCUGGAGUUACAAAAGGCCUGAACACAUGGUCACUGCCCAGUGAGUGUGAGAAAUCUCCAUUCGCCAUCAUGGAGCCUGCAGGCAUGUCAGCUCUCAGUGGAGACUGCCUCAUGCAGCCAAGCCGGACUUGCUUAGGCUGCUUCAUGGAAUCAAAAGAAGCAGUAGACCCUGAACCAGGAAUCAGUCUGAAAGUCGGUGAUCUAAAUAGAGAUUAUGAAACAUGCGCAGUCUCCGACAUAGGGAUUCAAUGCAUUAAUGCUGGGGAAAACAUGAAAUAUGGAGAGCAGCUGCUUUCAGACCAGCUGUUAGGCUUCCCUCUGCAUAAAACAAGGGUAGGAGGAGAAAGACGAGAAACUGAAAAACCUGACAUUGACUUAGAAGAUCCAACUCAGAAAAGUUAUUAUGAGGCAUUACUGUUAGAUAAGUGCAAUACAGAAGAGGCUUUGCUGGCAAAUCCCAGUCAGGAUUGGGGUUACUUUGAGACUUUUAUUAGUGAGAGUAAGAUUGAAUUACUGGACCUCUGUUCCAAGAAUGAACUCUCUGUUAACCUUUUCUCUGAAGAAGAUGUGGAUAACUAUAUGUUCGAUGAUGAUGAGUCAACUCUGGGCAGUGAUGUCUGCUCCCUCAAAAUUCGAUACGAGUCCUUUCAGGACAAUGUUAGAGACAAGACCACCCUUCUGAUGCAGGAAGAUGCCCAAUUCAAUUUUUUCCCCAGUGUCUUUACUACAUGUCCCAAGAGGGAAUCUAAGAGUGGAAUCUUCAAGCAGAGCAGUGAUCUUUCUCAAUUCAAGGUCCCUGAUGUGAGCAUCAUCUGGGGAGAGGAAGAUAAAAACUUGGACAAGAAGAAAGGCAAAGAGGAAGUACAUGAAGACAAAAGUAUAGAGAAAAAAGAUGAAAAAGAUAAUGGAGAAAAGCCUGAAUUAAGUAACAAACCAUGUAGUGGGCUUGAGGUAGAGCAAUUUAAGAACCUAAAGCCAGACCAUCUUACCAAUUCCCUGGAAACAUCAGGGAAUUUCAGUGAUGACAGUUCUUUCAUUGAGGUCUCGUAUGAUGCCAUGGGGGAGAUCAAGGACUGUAGCCGCUAUAUGGCUCGGGACACUAAUUCUGGAAGCUCAUCUUCCCAGCAAAACUAUGGGCUGAGAGCCAAGAGAAAAGUCAGAUACAGUGAAGAUUAUCUGUAUGAUGUUGACUCACUAGAAGGGGAAAAAGUAAAUGAGAGGAAGGAAUGGCCUCCAAGUGGUUCCAAAGAAGAAGAUGAUGAUGAAUGGUGUCCCAAAAAGAGAAGAAAGGUAACCCGUAAGGAGCCCCCUGUUAUUAUCAAAUAUAUCAUUAUCAAUCGCUUUAAAGGAGAGAAGAACAUGCUGGUGAAGCUAAGUAAAGUAGAUGCCAGUGAAACAACAGUAAAUCUGAGUGAGAAUCAGCUCAGUAAGUAUGCCAAGUUAUCACCUUUGAAGGGCUUCUGGCAAAAGAAGAAAAAGCAGAGAAACAGCAACACAGACUCCAUCAAAACACCUUUAUGCCAAAAGCAAAGCUUUGAACCAGGUAGCUUUGAGGUGUCAUUCCUGCCACCUGCUCGUAAACGAAAAUCUAAGCUUGGCAAUAGACACAGGAUUCAAAGGAUCCAAUCCAUGGAAACUUCAGCAAGUAGUAAGCAGGUUUCAUUCUGCAGUGAUCAGAGACAAGCUGGUAAUCGCAAAGAAGAAGGCGGCUUGAAAGGUACACCAAAGUCAGCAGCUCUUGCUGCUCCAAGCUGUACCAGUGGAUCACAUUUACGUGGCAUCAUAGGCCCUGACUCAGUGAAAGUCAAAACCCAAGAUGCAGAGUUUAAGGGGCCAGAGAGGAAAGUGCUCAACAAAAUUAAAUUUAAAAGUGAAGCUAGAUUAAAAUCCAAAAAAAUCAAAACCGGACAAGAAAACAAACCAGUUCAGAUAAGCCCAGUCUUGGAAGACCAAUCCUCUAAGGCUAAUUUAAAAAAUGAAGUCAUUCCUGGAACCUCAAACAGUUCCCAUCUGUCUGAAUUUCAUGAGACAAAAGUUGUUAAGAAUUCCACUUUCUUACCUUCUGAAAUGCCUUUAUCUUCUGCUAAUGUUGCCACUAAUAUACCUGUUAUCCCUGGAGGUUACCUGCAAACACUGUUAGAUGCUUCAGACUUGUCAAAUAAUACCAGUAUCUCAUACUUCACCAACCAUUCUCCAGAGCAAAAUGAAGGCAGCCUUGCUCAAACAGAAAAAUCAUUUGUACCUCUCCAGUCUGCUGAGGACUGUGUGCUGUCCUCAUCUUCUGAAUCUGAGCUGCAACAAUCAUCCCAUAACUUCAAAAUGGAAACAAGCAACUUUGAAAGUAUGUGGCCCAACAAGGCUACAUCUGGCCCACAAGAGUUCAUGACUGAAGUCUCAAGGGAGAUAACCCCAAACCAGUCUAGUGAAUUUGAAGCCUCCCAAAUAGUCUCCAUGGAGAAUAACCUUACAACUAUAACGUACAGUCCUGUCUGCCUCAGUAGUGAUGGCAGUGGUUGCAACAAGGUUCUGUAUGCCUCUGUGCAGGACUCCCACCUCCAAGCUGAUGACUCUUAUCAACUGUGUCACUUUAAUAACGGAGAGAUCUGCUUUCCUUUCCAACAGACUCCAGUCAGUACAGAUGAGGAUGGCCGGCUCUUUAGCUUUGAUUCGAUGACUCCCCUUUCUGUCAGUUCAAGCAAUUAUUGCUCCUUAAGCUUGAAAUCCUGUGAAAAAGAUGGUGAUGAUGAUAUCACUGAUGACUUCUUGGCACACUGCAGCCCCAAACUGGUGAUCCAGCAGAGCAUUGAUGAGAUAGCACCACUAAAAGAGUCCACUGACCUCCUCGAUAUUUCCAACUUCACUCCUGACAAGUUCCGCCACUCUUCCCUCUCAGAAAUGUCUCCACCAGACACCCCCAGUCUUUCUCCUCAGAGUACCAGAUGUGAAAGUAUCAAAACACUAGGAACAAUGAAGGGAUUCCAAGAGGGUGUCCCAGGAUCAUUGGGCAGCAUGGAGAAGAUUGAGUGGGACUGUAGUACCCUUUCACAACAGGUUCAAGCAGAUGAUAGCUAUACAUUAAAUAACCAUCAGUUUCAGUUCCAUAUGUUCAAUGAUGAGGACUCUGUUGGCCUGCUUCAAAAAAGCCCUUGCCUGUCAACAUUUGAUGAGCCAGUUGGGCAAAUUAGUACCAACAACAAAGGGUCAAAGUCAAGAAAGAAAAUUUCACCUGGCAAGACUGGGGCUGUAACUCAAAGUUCUUCUCAGAAAAACACCAGGAAAAAGUCCCCAAAAGCCAGCAACAAAGGGAUUGAAAAGCCACCUAGCAAAACCUCCCGCCAGGUUACUAAGUCAGCAAAGAAAGGGAAAUAUGUGGCUGCUGUCAAUGGAGAGAAAAUGCAGAUUGGGAUUGGCCGUAGUGGGGGCCAACCCAACAGCACAUCCCCCAGUGGAAAGACACUCACUGAAUGUAUUCAGCAUGGUGGUCCUGUUGCCCCUAUGAAGAUGCCAAGUCAGAAGGGACUUUCUGGAGACUGGGCUGUGGGGAAGGAAAGUAGGCCAGGCUGGAAUGACAUGAGUGUAGUCAGUAAUACCAACAACCUUCUGGAUGAUGACCAACGGGAAUUUCAAGAGCCUUCCUAUAUCUUGUCCAACAUUGCCUCUGGUAUGGCAGAUGUGCAGAGAUUCAUGAUGGCCUCCAUAGAGCCUCUUUGGGAACCCAUGGAGCACCAAGGGGAGUCCAAUACAUUCUACUCUCCUGAUUCCAAUAGCCUAAAAUUAAAAACCCUCAAAAUAUUAGCUGGGACACCACAAGAAUCUAAGAAAAAGGUUAAUAAUGGAUCAUCAGGCGCUACUAAGAAUCACAGAUCAAUCAAAGGUGUGAACAAAAGCAAUGGGAAAGCAGCAAUUACUGAUCCUGGUCCUGCAGACAUGCCUGGUUACAAUGAGGACUCUCAGUCUGCCUUCUUUGAUAAAAAGUACAGUAACAUGAGCACUUUAGGCAAUAAUGGACCAACACACAAAAAAUUAUAUCGUCACAAAUCCAGCUCCAAGGUUCUGCGAGAUGAGAAAUACAAGGGAAAGCGUGUGGAACGAGAACAGGUCCACAAGGAUGAGGCUGGGACAGCUUCUUUCGAAAAACUGAGAGAUUCCAACUACAAUCUCCUAAAAGCAGAAACAGCAUUUUGGGUUUUACCUGUGUUUGAAGAAGAGACUCACAUUUUCCAGAAAGACAUUUGAUGUUUGUGUUUUAUUUCUUUCAAAGCAAGCUUUGUGGUAUGUAUGUUGACCUGUAAGUGCUUAAAGAAAAAGUUUAAAUUGUGGGAAUAAGUCUUUGAACUCAAACUUUAAUCUGAUGUUCUGUGUAAAAGACUUUAAAAGUCAUACAGUUGCACCAGUAGUUUAUGCACUGUUUU